Rubroshorea leprosula is the source of this 997-nucleotide messenger RNA. The record is from the annotation of a GenBank genome assembly. NCBI's taxonomy places the organism in Eukaryota, Viridiplantae, Streptophyta, Magnoliopsida, Malvales, Dipterocarpaceae.
GCCUGAAGACUGUAGAACAAAUCCACUAUAUAUUUAUAUAUCUCUGUACAUUAAGAAGUUUUCUAAUCUUUCCUUUCUUUCUCAUUUUCACAUUUUCUUCUUUCUCUCUAAAUAUAUCUCGGUUGUUGUUGUGUUUAUCUCCAUCUGAUUUCUCUCAAUGACGAUCAAGCUACACGGAGCUCCAAUGUCGACGUGCACCGCUAAGGUUCUGACCUGCCUCCAUGAGAAAGGCAUAGAUUUUGAGUUUGUCCCCAUUAAUCUUCUAGCCGGCGAACAAAAACAACCUUCUUUCGUCGCAAAGAACCCUUUUGGUCUGGUUCCGGUAUUAGAAGAUGGUGAUUUUACCAUUUUUGAAUCAAGAGCAAUCACCUCGUACUUGGCCGAGAAAUUCAAGGACAGCGGCUGCGAUCUCAUCCGCCACGGUAACAUCAAGGAAUCGGCGAUGGUGAAGGUGUGGAUGGAGGUGGAAUCGCAGCAGUACAGUCCUGCGGUGUCUCCGAUUUUCUUCCAGUACUUCAUCGUGCCCAAGCGUGGUGGCUCGCCGGACCAGGCUAUCAUCGACGAGAGCUCGGGAAAGCUAGGGAAAGUGCUGGACGUGUACGAGCAAAGGCUGAGCGGCGCCAAGUACCUCGCCGGAGAUUUCUUCAGCCUGGCGGAUCUGCACCACCUGGGUCUGACUUUCUAUUUCAUGAAGACACCGUGCGCGAGGCUGAUAAACGAGCGUCCCCAUGUGAAGGCGUGGUGGGAGGAUAUUUCUUCCAGGCCGGCGUUCCAGAAGGUCGUUCCGGGAAUGACGUUGGGGGCCAAAUGAAUUUCUAGAAAUUCUUUGGUCGAAAGGGAAAAUUAAAUAAUGUUAGAGGCCUUCAAAAUAAAUGUGAAAAAUGGUAGGCCUCAAAGACUCUGACAUGCAUAUCGGUGCAUUUUACUGAGUACCAUUCUGGUUUUUGAUUGGCGAUAUUAUUUUUGUUCUGUCUAAUUAGGAAAUCGUAUUUUACUU